Messenger RNA from Zasmidium cellare ATCC 36951, 474 nucleotides. RefSeq lists its product as uncharacterized. The record is from RefSeq and is a predicted model, not a curated record. Lineage: Eukaryota; Fungi; Ascomycota; Dothideomycetes; Mycosphaerellales; Mycosphaerellaceae. The transcript is spliced from 3 exons. Bases 1 to 474 code for a protein of 157 amino acids.
AUGAAGAGGAGGGCUUUCCUGCUGGUCUUGCUGGCUGUUGUGCUUGCUCUUCUGGCGCUCAUAAUAGGCCUGGCUGUUGGCUUGACACGAGGAGGAGGGAGCAAGAACCUGCCUCUCCCUUCAAACACGAACACGUUCAGCGGUGAGCUAACGUACUAUGGGCCUGGUCUUGGUGCGUGCGGUGUGACUUCGACCAAGGAUGAUAAGAUUGUCUCUCUUUCGCAUCUUUUAUUCGAUGCUGCUGGUUCGACAUCCAGCAAUGGUGGCAACUCGAACAACAAUCCUCUUUGUGGGCGAAUGUUACGGGCUCAGCGAUACAACGAGGAAGUUGGCCAGAUGCGUAGUGUGGACCUCAAGGUCGUUGACAGGUGCACCGGGUGCGCUGUUGAUGAUUUGGACACGACCGAGACUGCUUUUGAAGAACUGGCGCCUAUUGCAAGUGGGAGAGUUGAUGUGACUUGGGCUUGGCUGUAG